UAAAACCUCACUGAGCACUUUAUUAGGAACACUGUACUAAUACUGGGUAUGGACUCCCUUUGCUCUCAAAAACAGCCUCAAUUCUUCAUGGCGUGGAUUCCACAAGACGCGGGAAACAUUGAGAUUUUGGUCCAUGUUGACAUGACUGCAUCACGCAAUUCCUGCAGAUUUUGCAGGUGCACUUUCAUGCUGUGGGCGCUUAGUGGUUAGCAUGUUCGCGUCACACCUCCAGGGUCGGGGGUUUGAUUCCCACCGUGGCCCUGUGAGUGAGGGGUUUGCAUGUUCUGCCGGUGCUGCGUACUCCGGUUUCCUCCCCCAGUCCAAAGACAUGCAUGGUAGGCUGAUGGGUCCAAAGUGUAUGAAAGUGUAUCCAAAUUGUAUGAAUGGGUGUGUGAAUGUAUAUGUGAUAUGUAUGUGUGUGCCCUGCGAUGGAUUGGCACCCUGUCCAGGGUGUACCCCCCCUUGUGCCUGAUGCUCCAUUUCCCCGUGACCCUGAAAAGGAUAAAGCGGUAUAGAAGAUGGAUGGAUGGAUGGACUUUCAUGCUGUUCUACCACAUCCCAAAGGGGUUCUAUUGGAUUCAGAUCCUGUGACUGGCACUGAACUCAUUGUCAUGUUCAUGAAACCAGUUUGAGAGGACUUUUGCUUUAUGACGGUGCAUUAUCAUGCUGGAAGUAGCCAUUAGCAGAAAAAGGGUAAAUUGUGGCCUUGAAGGGAUGCACAUGGUCAGCAACAAUACUCCACAACAGGCUGUGGCAUUCACGGGUUAAUGUGACCACGCCCUUUAUGAGCGAGCAGUUAAUAUGACCCCGCCCCUUAUGAACGAGCGGUUAAUAUGACCCCGCCCCUUAUGAGCGAGCGGUUAAUGUGACCUCACCCCUUAUGAGCGAGCAGGUUAAUAUGACCACGCCCAUUUAUGAGCCAGCAGGUUAAUAUGACCACGCCCAUUUAUGAGUUAGCGCAUUGACUAGUCACGCCCACUAAAGUCGAGACGGUUAGCGUGGCCACGCCCCUGUACUCGAGCAGACUUAUAUUUUGAAAUGUAACCUGUCUUCCAGCCAUUUUGAAAAUCUCGCGUUUAUGUUCCCACAUUGCAGCAUCUUUCGCGCGGUAGCUGCUUGAUUACAUCUAAAAAAACCCAAACAACCCCAGAAGUUUUCGUGUUUAAUCAGUGAUUAAUUUCAGGAUGAAUGUUAUUGAUCAUGUGCGGGACAUGGCGGCUGCGGGCCUUCAUUCUAACGUGCGGCUGAUGAGCAGCCUGCUGCUGACUAUGAGCACCAACAACCCGGAGCUCUUCUCUCCAGCACAGAAGUAUCAGCUGUUGGUGUAUCACGCUGAUGCCAUAUUUCACGAUAAAGAGUACAGAAAUGCGGCCUGCAAGUACAACAUGGCCCUGCAACAGAAAAAGGUGCUGAGUAAAACGUCUAAAGUGCGUCCAUCCAGCACAGGAGGCACGUCUUCAGUCCAAACCCAGAACUUGCCUUCGGAGAUUGAGGUGAAGUACAAGAUUGCAGAGUGUUACACCAUUUUGAAGCUGGACAAAGAUGCCAUCUCGGUUUUGGACGGGAUCCCCUCGAGGCAGAGGACUCCCAAGAUCAACAUGAUGCUGGCGAAUCUGUACAGAAAGGCUGGACAGGAACGAUCAGCGGUCACGAGCUACAAGGAAGUCCUGAGGCAGUGUCCUCUCGCGCUGGAUGCUAUUAUUGGGCUGCUGUCUCUGUCUGUGAAAGGGGCGGAGGUGGCCUCCAUGACCAUGGAUGUGAUCCAGAGUAUCCCCAAUCUGGACUGGCUUUCUGUUUGGAUCAAAGCCUACGCCUUCAUCCAUGGAGGAGAUAAUCACAGAGCCAUCAAUACAAUCUGCUCCCUGGAGAAGAAGUCUCUCCUGAGGGAUAACGUGGAUCUGUUGGUGAGCCUCGCAGAUGUGUACUUCCGAGCCGGAGACACCAAGAACGCCAUUCUGAAAUUUGAGCAGGCGCAGAUGCUCGACCCCUAUUUAAUCAAAGGCAUGGAUGUGUACGGCUACCUUAUGGCUCGUGAAGGACAUUUGGAGGAUGUGGAAGUUCUCGGUGGUCGACUGUUUAACAUCUCGGAUCAGCACGCGGAACCCUGGGUAAUAUCUGGGUGCCACAGUUUCUACAGUAAGCGCUAUUCUCGAGCACUGUACCUGGGGGCCAAAGCCAUUCAGCUGAACAGUAACAGCGUGCAGGCUCUGCUUCUGAAAGGUGCUGCUCUGCGCAAUAUGGGCCGGGUGCAGGAAGCCAUCAUCCACUUUAGGGAGGCCAUGAGGCUGGCACCGUGUCGUCUGGACUGCUACGAAGGACUGAUCGACUGUUACCUGGCGUCCAAUGGCAUCCGUGAGGCAAUGGGCAUGGCCAAUAACAUCUAUAAGACUCUCGGUGCCAAUGCCCAGACCCUCACUAUUUUGGCCACGGUGUGUCUGGAGGACCCCAUGACCCAGGAGAAGGCCAAGACCCUGUUGGACAAAGCGCUCGCCCAGCGGCCAGACUACAUCAAAGCUGUAGUGAAGAAAGCAGAGCUCCUCAGUCGAGAACAGAAAUACGACGAAGGCAUAACACUUCUGCGAAGUACACUGGCCAAUCAGAGUGACUGCAUGCUGCACAGAAUGCUGGGUGAUUUUCUAGUCGCUGUUAACGAGUAUCAGGAGGCCAUGGACCAGUACAGCAUAGCGCUGAGUUUGGAUCCAAAUGACCAGAAAUCUCUAGAGGGCAUGCAGAAGAUGGAGAAAGAGGAGAGCCCUACAGACGCCACGGUGGAGAUCGACGGGGACGACAUGGAGGGCAGCGGAGAGGAAGGCGACCUCGAGGGCAGCGACAGCGAGGCCGCGCAGUGGGCCGACCAGGAGCAGUGGUUCGGUAUGCAGUAGCGGCAGCACUGAUCUCGGAUCAGCCUCCUUCUGACUCAUAUCAUCGCUCAGCAGGAUUUCAAGAACACAAACUGAUCCUGGAUCAACACUUAACUCUGGUGGAGUUUGAGGCAUUCUGUAUAAGCCUUGCCUACAGAAAGUGUUGCAGCGCCUCCUGCAGGCUGGGAGCUGGUGUCUGCGCAGGCCUGAGCACAGAAAAGCCUGACGAAUCUGUGCGUAUACCGUUGCACCGUUCUGAAGAACAGCACUGAUGCUUGGAAACACUUUAACCACUUUGGCACUGUGUAACAAAAGCAAUGCCUUUAUAUCAGGUUUGUCUUUUGCCUUUUACACAGGUCUCGUGACUGUACACAACUCUGCUCUGCAUCAGCGCUUCGAUUUUGAAUCUAAUGGUGAUGCUGCUUCUGUUUCGAGCAGCCUGGUCACUUUUUAUUUUUAUUUUUCUCUCUUCCAGUUUUGCCAUAGCAAGAUUUCUCACAAACCAUUUUCUAAUGAAACAUGAACUUAAUAGCUCGUUUGCUCUUAGGACCCAACAGCAAAGCUUUAGUGUCAUCACAUGUGUCUCAGAUCAUUGAUUUCUCUUACUUCUCACACGAAUAAUGAAAAUACAGCACAGACUAACAAACUAUCACCAGAAUUGCUGAACACAUCACACAUAUUUCAAUAGAAACAUAUUUACUGUGGUUCAGGGUGGACUUUUCCUUUACCUUGUGCUAAUUUUGAUUUUUUUUUUUUUAAGAUGUCUUUGUGAACAGUCCCCCCCCCCCCCUUUUUUUUUCUUCUUCCCGCAUAUAGUUCCUCAUCCAAGUUUUCCCGACGUCAGUAAGUAAAGAACCGUACAGAAGAACGAACCCUUUCAAAAGAAGAAAACUUUUGUUUCCCAUCAGCGUAUUGAUCAAGUUUAAUUCAUGUAGCCUGAAGUGCUCUUUGUGGUGUUAGGUAUUUUUUAUUCUAAGGUUUCUAACAAUAUUGUGGCAUUGUGAACUGUGAAUAAUACUAUUUUUCAAUGUUAACAAAUAAAUCAUGACAUAUUCUUUA
Ictalurus furcatus (blue catfish) is the source of this 3920-nucleotide messenger RNA. RefSeq names its product anaphase promoting complex subunit 7 (gene anapc7). The record is from RefSeq and is a predicted model, not a curated record. NCBI's taxonomy places the organism in Eukaryota, Metazoa, Chordata, Actinopteri, Siluriformes, Ictaluridae. The transcript has 11 exons. Bases 1185 to 2882 code for a protein of 565 amino acids. Gene Ontology annotation, biological process: cell division. Gene Ontology annotation, molecular function: protein binding.